This is a messenger RNA of Trichosporon asahii var. asahii CBS 2479, 375 nucleotides long. RefSeq lists its product as uncharacterized. Gene Ontology annotation, molecular function: structural constituent of ribosome. Gene Ontology annotation, cellular component: cytosolic large ribosomal subunit; ribosome. The coding region runs from base 1 to 375 and encodes 124 amino acids. NCBI's taxonomy places the organism in Eukaryota, Fungi, Basidiomycota, Tremellomycetes, Trichosporonales, Trichosporonaceae. Gene Ontology annotation, biological process: cytoplasmic translation. The transcript is spliced from 4 exons. The record is from RefSeq and is a predicted model, not a curated record.
AUGGCGCCUACUCAGAAGACCCGCAAGCAGCGUUCGGCGCUUCAGGACGUCGUCACCCGCGAGUACACCAUCAACAUCCACAAGCGUACUCACGACCUCUCCUUCAAGAAGAAGGCCCCCAAGUCGGUCAAGGCCGUCAAGGAGUUCGCCGAGAAGGCCAUGGGCGUCAAGGACGUCCGCAUCUCGCCCGGCCUCAACCAGGCCCUCUGGUCGCGUGGUGUCCGUUCGCCUCCCCGCCGCAUCCGUGUCCGUCUCGAGCGUAAGCGUAACGACGACGAGGGUGCCAAGGAGAAGCUCUACGUUGUCGCCUCGGUCGUUGAGGGCGUCACCUCCUUCAAGGGCCUCGAGACCGUUGUUGUCGAGGGCGACGAGUAA